Molecule: messenger RNA, 1176 nt
Organism: Annulohypoxylon maeteangense
Lineage: Eukaryota; Fungi; Ascomycota; Sordariomycetes; Xylariales; Hypoxylaceae
Product: beta-lactamase family protein
Exons: 3
Coding region: 1-1176 (391 amino acids)
Source: RefSeq, a predicted model, not a curated record
AUGUCGACCUUUGAAGAGCAAGCAACGAAGGCUGUAGAGAACAGCGAGAUACCGGGUAUCGUGGCUAUUGCUAAAGAUAAAGAUGGGAAUCUCAACUACUCAAAGACAUUCUCCCGAAAUGGCGGCACGGUUUAUAAAGAAGACAGCGUGCUCGCCAUAGCAUCGAUGACGAAACUGAUGACUUCAAUCGCCGCUGUACAGCUCGUGGAGAGAGGACUCAUUACAUUAGACGAAGACGUAACACCUCUACUCCCCUCUCUCGCCAAGCUAGAGAUCCUAACCGGAUUCGCGGACGACGGCACGGCUAUCACGCACAAGCGCACGAAGCCCAUCACACUACGCACACUACUCACGCACAGCUCCGGCGUGGCCUACGGGUGGGCCGACCCGUUAUUACUGAAAUACAUAGAAUGGAAGAAACCAGACACGAACGCCGACACGAUAGACGAAGCCUUCGACCAGCCUCUCGUGUUCGAGCCCGGCGAGGGGUUCACGUACAGCAGCAGCCUCGACCGGACGGGACAGCUCAUCGAGAAGCUCACGGGCCUGGGCCUCGAGGAGUACAUGAAGAAGAAUAUCUGGGACCCGCUCGGGAUGACUAGCACGACGUUCUCGCCGCGCGAACACCCCGACAUCCAGGCCCGAAAGGUCCCCAUGGGCUUCCGCGACGACAAGACCGGCGCCGCGGUGGAGACGGGCGAGCCGGGGUGGUUCGAGAAGGGAGCUACGUGUACACAGGCUUUUGGCGGACAUGGAGCUUACAGCACUAUGGCGGAUUACAUAAAGGUGCUGCACUCGCUGCUCGUGGAUGACGAGAAGCUGUUGAAGAAGGAGACCGCGGCGCUGUUUUUCCAGCCGCAGUUGACGCCGGCUAGUAAGGCGGCUCUGCUGAAAUUAUCGAGGAGCGGUACCGACUGGACGAUUGGCACGUUCCCCGAGACUGAUGAGUAUGAUUGGGGGUUGGGCGGCAUCUUGAUCGAUGGUGAUAAGCAUGAGUUUCGGAGGAGGAAUACUUUGAUUUGGAGCGGUGCUGCGAAUACUUAUUGGUUCAUUGACCGUGAUGCCGGCGUUUGCGGUGUGUUCGGUAUUCAGAUUUUGCCGACGUUUGAUGCCAAGGCUAAGGACUUGAUCACAGCUUUCGAGGAGGAUGUCUACCGGAGAGCAGGUAAACUGUGA